Messenger RNA from Mercenaria mercenaria, 2837 nucleotides. RefSeq names its product ankyrin repeat domain-containing protein 12-like. The record is from RefSeq and is a predicted model, not a curated record. The transcript has a single exon. Bases 224 to 2104 code for a protein of 626 amino acids. Gene Ontology annotation, molecular function: protein binding. Gene Ontology annotation, biological process: protein homooligomerization. Lineage: Eukaryota; Metazoa; Mollusca; Bivalvia; Venerida; Veneridae.
AGAAUACCAUGAAUAUUUAUAUGCCAUUUUGAUGUACGGAUGACUAAAUUCUAAGAUGUUUAAGUUGUUUUCCAGUACCUUAAAUAUUACUAAAGAUAAAGAAGAUAAAACUAUAAAGUAGAACCAUAAAAACCACAAUGUUUUAGACCUAAGAAAAGUAAAGUUAGCAUAAAACAGUAAACUUUAUUUCCUAUCAUUACAGGCUGUAGCAUGGAAAUGCAAAAUGUGUCCACACAUAGACAAAGCCUUCACGAAGCGAAGCAACGCAUCAAGACAUGUGCUAGAGGUACACAUGCUUCAUAAAUACUGCUGUAGCCACUGUAACACCUUAUUCUCCAGAUUAGACAAUAGACACCGAUGUAUAUAUGAACACAAGGCUAAACUAGAGCUAUUUAACACGGUAACCAAAGAAAAAGGAGAACAGGCAGAGAAUAAAGUACCCAAAGAAACCAUCGAUUUAUGCUUGGAAAAGACCAUCAUACCAAAAUACCGAGAAACCUACCCUACAAACCAAAGAAACGAGUUUCAGAUACCAAUAUACCAAAUCAACAAACCAUCCAUAAAAAGUAUCGUUACCUUACCAAGAACAAAUCCAGACCAACAACGUGAACUACAGAAUGACCCUAAAACUCUAAUAAAUGACCUGGGGUUAACCUUAUCAUCGGACGAGGAAGAUUUAAUGGAAAUCCCAGCCGAUUUUCCAGAAAUCACACUACUAGAAGUGGACAACACCUUAAAGAAUGUAGAAAACAAAAGUAAAGUCCAAAAUGAUACUCAAACCAAAGACAACCAUAAGGAAACUAAGGAAGAAAACAACAUAAAAGAAAUACUUACCGACUAUCAAGCUAAAACUAAACUAAGGGAGAAACAGAAUGAGAACAAUGAAGAAAGAUUAAAUGAAGACAGUCUGAACAAUAAGAAAGAGACACUUAAUCAGGAAAAACAGAGUGAAAAGAAAGAGAGGAGUAACCAGGAAAAUAAGACAGAAAUUGAAAGAACAGAAAGUGAUAAGGAGAAUACGCAGGAAACCAAAAUAAAAGAAAGACAGAGAGCAAAUAAUGAAGAAAUAGUAAGCACUGACUUAGACAAAGAUAACCUUUGUGAGAAGAAAAAGGAAAAGAAAAACAAAGACAAGACAGGUAAAGAUGGAAAUGAAAAUAAAGAAAAACAUAGCAAAUUAAAGGAAAAUAAAGUGGAAACUGAAAUAAAAGAAGGACAUAAGGGAAAUAAGGAAAACAAAAAGCACAAAGAGAAACACAGAGAUAGGAAAAAGGAAAAGGGAAAUAAGAAAGAAAGAGAAAAUAGAGACGGAAUGAAAGACAUAAACACAGGAGACCAAAAAGUAUGUAAAGAAACAGUAAAAAUAAAUGACAAACCGAAAAAUGACAAGUGCAAAGACCAACAGAAAGGGAAGGAGGAAAAGAGGAACACAGGAAAAGAGGAAGUUAAGGAGAAUACGGACACUCGACAAAUAAUAGUUAAAGAAAACAUAGCAGAAAUAAAAAACUAUAGAAUACCUAAAUUACAAAAGCCAGUAACUAAACAGACCAACAACACCUGCUUAAGAGAAGAGAUACUAUAUCCAAACUUGUCCGACAUAAAUCAAAUAAACAUUAGCUCAAUGCGUAAAGUGGUCACAUACGACGAUAUCGACAUGGAUGAAACAGAAAAUGAAUUCACUGACAGCAUUGAUCACGAGUUUGACCCAGAACCAGAGGACAUUCCCACAGAAGAACACGUACAACAAACCAUAAACUAUAUAGAAGAAACUCAAAAGACAUUCAUUAAAUUAAAUAUUGGAGGCGUUACAUUUAAUACAAGCUACAAAACUCUUUCAAAUUCUCCUGAAUCCGUUCUAGCACAUUUGAGAAACAAGAACCUAACAGUUACCGACAACACCAUUUUCAUAGAUAGAAGCGGGAAACAUUUUGAAUACCUCCUAAAUUUUCUUCGCAAUGGCUGUGUUAUACCCCAGAGCUUAUUACCUUCUAAUAUCACCAUCACGGAAGAAAUCCUUAUGGAAUCGAGAUUUUACAAUAUCUGUGAACUGACUAGGAAACUGGAGACACAUCUACGACAUCUCAAGCUGGGCACCAUCAACUAAAUAUAUAAAGACAUUAAAUCAAUUGAACAACAGAAUUCAGAACUUUUCUAAUUACUGUAGAAUUAAUGAUAUUAUUCUUUAGCAGUUUUAGAGUAUAUUUAUGUAACCAAAAAUCUUUUAUUUUCCCAAAACAAAAAACAAAAAAAAAACAUUACUUCCUGUUUUAGACCUACCCACACCUAUUUUGUAAGGGGGGAAGGGACACACUUCCUGAUAAAAGAUUUUUGAAACCUAGAAAAUAAUUUUGAAUUUAUUAAGGUAUUAGGUGAUAAUGUAAGCAUUAUUUUUGCAAUAAUUGUCAGUAUUAUAUAUGGUAAUGCAUUUUGCAAGAUAUAUGUGUAUUGUAAAAUUAUUGAGUACAUACCCGACUUAGACAUUACUUCCCGGAGAUGACUAAUCAUGUUUAUUUGUAUUUAGGAGGCACACUGAAAGAUAGUAAGAUACAUUUUUUUUUUUGAAACUAUGCAAAAUGUAUUAAACAAUAAGGAGUAUUUACACUUAAUAGUAUAAUUAUAGUAACAGGCAUUUUAAAUAUUAACUGAAAGGUAUCCAUGAGUACUAGUAUUUUACUGUAAAGGUUCCGUACGGUCUAAUUGUAUAUUGCACAAUUUUAUAUGUAUAUAAAUCAUUGUCAGCACAUGCGUUAUUUUUGCUAUUACUAAUAGAAUACUAUAAUAUUAUGGGAGACUUGUUUUGGUAACCAGAAGAUGUUACUACUUUAUGGCCUACAUCU